This is a messenger RNA of Penicillium robsamsonii, 981 nucleotides long. RefSeq lists its product as uncharacterized. The coding region runs from base 1 to 981 and encodes 326 amino acids. The transcript has a single exon. The record is from RefSeq and is a predicted model, not a curated record. NCBI's taxonomy places the organism in Eukaryota, Fungi, Ascomycota, Eurotiomycetes, Eurotiales, Aspergillaceae.
AUGGAUUUUGCAUCAGCCCGUGGAACCAAGCUGGGCGAUAUAGUAAUCGAUCACCGCCCUAGCACAGGUCGUGGCAAGAAAAUUACCCUUGCGCAAGAGGGCGUGCUGAGGAGACUCUAUGAACAAGAAUUGCCCUCCGUACCUAAGGACGAGGUACCCGUGAAAGCUUUCUGGGUGAAUCUCGCGUCGCGGUUUCGUGAACAGACUGGUCGCGAGUAUUCGUGGUUGUCUGUGAAGCGGCGGGCUGCAGGUUGGCGCCAGAAGUCUCCAAAAGUUGACCAGCGACUGGAUAUCUCCCGCGAUACCGAGCUCGGGAUAGAGGAUUCGGUAGCUGGGCCUAGCCAUCAAGAUAUUGCUCGUGAAUCCUCACGACAGCAGGGUUCAUGUGACAGCGAACAACCCGCCUUGCCACACAAAAAGCCUUCCCUGCACCCGGAGGAUCCAAACACCCUGGGGUUGUCUCAACUUGAAGGAAGUCCCGGUGUCGGCGACUGGUUGCAGCGCAAUUUGUUUUCAGGCGUCACAGACUCAACUCAGGACAACCACAGCAACCUCAAAUCCCCUCGCGUAUCUCAACGCCGUCCCCGUUCAAGAUCGCCCCGGCGUGUGUCGCAGCCUAGAUAUCGUCGCCAAUCUCCUUCAACGAGACGCACCAAAAUUAUCUCCAAAAGAUUGCAUUACCAGCUCGCCUCUUCAUCUGAUGGGAUAGUCACAUCUGUCCCCAACCCCCUUUCCCGCUGCUCCCCGGCCCAUGAAGAUAUCCAGCCCGGUCAUCUCGGUAAACAAAAUCCCCCUAGAUUCAACCGUGUCCGCGAAUCGGUGGAAUAUGACGAGCCUGAGAACAACGCUCGUGAUUCAACAAGGCUUAAGCAUGGAGAGAGUAACGUUAGCAACGGCCCUCUUACCUCGCCGCACUUAUCUGAGCAAGAUGACCUACCACUUGCCCCAACCCGGAUAAUGAGAAGGCGUGUUGGAAAAUGA